Molecule: messenger RNA, 1545 nt
Organism: Tripterygium wilfordii
Lineage: Eukaryota; Viridiplantae; Streptophyta; Magnoliopsida; Celastrales; Celastraceae
Product: patatin-like phospholipase domain-containing protein 2
Exons: 7
Coding region: 59-1303 (414 amino acids)
Biological process (GO): triglyceride catabolic process; lipid homeostasis
Cellular component (GO): cytoplasm; membrane; lipid droplet
Molecular function (GO): triacylglycerol lipase activity
Source: RefSeq, a predicted model, not a curated record
UCCUCACUUCCUCUUCCUCCAAGAAGCCAACAGAGCAUCAACUUCCUCCCCUUCGUCCAUGGCUUCUUCCCUCUCCUCCCUUCUCUCUCACAAUUCUCACUCAUUCUCGCUUUCAAAUACAAACCCUGAUUCUAAGCACAUCUUCACUCGUCGUCCCCUAACCCUAGCUUUCUGUACGAAGAACGAAUCCGACACCACGACCGACACCGACAACGACAACGACAAUAAGAACAACAAUAAGUUUAAAAUUACAUCUCCUCCUUCUGUUUCGGAGAAAAGAUCGUUUGCCGUGGCCACCGGCGAGCUUUUCCUGGGUUUGGCGUCGAGGAUUAUAAAAUACAGUAAUAACAGAAGAAUUUCUCGCAAUUCGGGGCUCUCUCUGUUAGAUAAGGAGACGAAUGGUAGGAGUAGUAUAAAUUUUACUGGAGAUGAUUACAAGGAGAGAAUCGGAAAGGUUAUUGAGGACGAGAUUGAGCCGGAGGUGAUUUGGGAACAGAGGGUUAAGGAUAUCGAGGCGGAGAAGCAACGGCUGGUUGUUACGAGUCCCGGAUUCAGUUUCUCUGCUGCUGGGCUAUUGUUUCCUUACCAUCUUGGGGUCGCUCAGUGCCUCAUUGAGAAGGGUUACAUUAAGGAGACGACACCCUUAGCUGGUUCCUCUGCUGGUGCCAUUGUUGCGGCAGUCAUUGCCUCUGGAGCUAGUAUGCAGGAGGCCUUGAGAGCUACUAAAGUACUGGCUGAAGAUUGCCGGCUUAAAGGGACUGCAUUUCGGCUUGGAGCUGUUCUUCGGGAUGUUCUUGAAAAGUUUCUGCCAGAUGAUGUUCAUAUUAGGUCCAAUGGGAGGGUUCGUGUUGCUGUAACCCAGAUUAUGUGGAGACCUAGGGGUUUGUUGGUGGAUCAGUUUGACUCCAAGGAAGAUCUUAUCAAUGCAGUUUUUACCUCAUCCUUUAUUCCAGGAUAUCUUGCACCAAGACCAGCCACCAUGUUUCGGAAUCGACUCUGUAUUGACGGGGGCCUGACAUUGUUUAUGCCACCCACAUCUGCUGCUCAGACGGUCCGUGUUUGUGCUUUCUCAGCUAGUCGAUUGGGCAUGCAAGGUAUUGGGAUAAGUCCGGACUGCAAUCCUGAGAAUAGAGCUAGCCCAAGAGAGCUUUUCAGUUGGGCACUGAAUCCAGCAGAGGAUCAAGUUCUUGAUAGGCUUUUUGAGUUUGGAUAUUUAGAUGCAUCCGUAUGGGCAGAACAAAACCCGUUGGAUAAAGUAGUUGGGGAUGAUAGUCGGAUGGUUGAAAAUGGGUAUGCAUCAUAGCGUUUGAGAACAGCAACUAUUCCCAGGUUGAAGUAGAUUAAGGUCGUGUGGAUAAACUCUAUAAACUCACGACACUGCUAUCUCCUCUCAUGAUGGGUUGGUCAAUUUUUAUCUAUUGACCAAUAACAUGGGAUGUAAAGGAUUGACUGAAUUUAAGCUCUCUUAUAUAUACAUAUAUAUAACAUUGGUUGAAAAUUGUAGGUAUAUGGGAAAGGGUAGCUUCAAUUUGUUAUGCCAGACUA